This is a messenger RNA of Sclerotinia sclerotiorum 1980 UF-70, 1107 nucleotides long. RefSeq lists its product as hypothetical. Lineage: Eukaryota; Fungi; Ascomycota; Leotiomycetes; Helotiales; Sclerotiniaceae. Bases 1 to 1107 code for a protein of 368 amino acids. Gene Ontology annotation, molecular function: 2-oxoglutarate-dependent dioxygenase activity. The transcript has 3 exons. Gene Ontology annotation, cellular component: cytoplasm. The record is from RefSeq and is a predicted model, not a curated record.
AUGGCUCCUUCCGCUACAGAAGCCCAAUCAGCAACAGUCCCCAUCCUUACCAAAGGCGACGACAACGUCAAGGCAAACCUUGCUCCUCAAGAAAAGUGGCUGAAAAGCACCGGCGCCCUAGAUCAGUUUGAGUCUUUUGAUGUCACUCCUGUUAUUGGCCGCGAGUAUCCAAAUGUCAAUUUGGUAGAAUGGUUACAAGCUCCCAAUGCGGAUGAGCUCCUGCGUGAGCUUGCUCUAACCAUAUCUCAGCGUGGUGUGGUAUUUUUCCGCGCACAAGACAAUCUUACUCCAGAUUUACAAAAAGAACUCGUCCAGCGCAUCGGUCUUCUUUCAGGAAAACCAUCCACAUCAGGUCUUCACAUUCAUCCUUUGCUCAACCCUGAAAGAGAGGGAUAUCGUGUGACAGACCCAGAAAUUAGUACCAUCGACUCUGUUCUCAACAAAAAACUCUACAGCAACACGAAAUUUGACCGAGCCAAUGGCCUUUCAAAUUCGUCCAAAUGGCACGCAGACAUAUCUUUUGAACCAAAGCCAGCGGAUUAUUCCAGUUUAAAGCUAGAGGUACUCCCAAAAACAGGAGGCGACACAUUGUGGGCAAGUGGGUAUGAGAUUUAUGACCGUAUCUCAGAACCUUAUCAGAAAUUCCUCGAAACUCUGACAGUGACAUUCCAACAACCUGGGUUCAUUGAAGCUGCAGCAAAUGGUGGAUUUGAGUUGUACGACAAGCCAAGAGGAGCUCCAGAAAAUAUAGGAAAGGAGUUGAAAGCCGUACAUCCAGUAGUGAGAACUAACCCAGUGACUGGAUGGAAAUCGGUUUUCCCAGUUGGAGGUCAUGUUAGCCACAUCAACGACGUUACUCGAUGGGAGAGUCAAGCAUUAUUGGAAUGGUUUAAGCGAUUGUUGGUGGACAACCAUGAUUUGCAGGUACGGUUCAAGUGGAAGAACCAGAAUGAUCUUGCUAUCUGGGAUAAUCGUUCAACUUUCCACACAGCUACGGAUGAUCUUGAAGGACAGGGUGAGAGAUAUGGUGUCAGAGCUGUUAGCGUUGGGGAAAAACCUUUCUUUGACCCUGAAAGCAAGUCCAGAAGAGAUGCCUUGGGCAUUUAA